Molecule: messenger RNA, 1467 nt
Organism: Phytomonas sp. Hart1
Lineage: Eukaryota; Euglenozoa; Kinetoplastea; Trypanosomatida; Trypanosomatidae
Source: the annotation of a GenBank genome assembly
AUGUUACGUAGUUCAUUCAUACGCCGUUUCAAUGUUCCAGGGAGUAAAACAGCGAUUCAAGUUCUGGGGAAUACCGCUGGUCACCAUGUUCCAAAGAGACCUGAAUUAAAAAUCAGGUACUACACUGAAAUGGCUUAUGAAGGUCUUCGGCAUGUAUAUCAUGGGUUUCGAUUAUUAUUUAUUAAUAUUCGUCUUGCAUGGAAAUACCAUCGUCAAUUAAAAAAAGGUCUCGCUCUUACAAGACGCGAGCGCAUACUUCUCGAGGACUCGACAAAAGAUCUUUUAAGGUUGGUACCAUUUAGCUUUUUUAUAGUUGUUCCAUUUGCCGAGUUACUUCUUCCCGUAGCGUUGAAGAUGUUCCCAGGCUUAAUUCCUUCAACUUUUGAAACCGAAUCGCAAGGCCGCAAUCGAGGGUUCCGAGAUUCUAUGAAGACGUUGCGCGCGCGCCAACGUGUGAUGGAUUAUGUUUCCUCAACCGCCUUAACCACGUUCAAUCCGGAGGAGCAAGAGGUGAUUCGACGUAGUGCUUUAGGGGACACUGUGACCCUAAAGGAUAUCCGCCUCAUCGGGCAUUAUUUCGACCGUGAUGGUCCAUUUAGCGUUUAUAAAGUUCCUGAUCAUAUUGCCAUGGGUCUUGGCCGCAUUUGCAACGUUUUUAAAUGGUAUCAUUCCUUAUUCCCUGCCGCUUUAGUUGCACCCUUAAUUCGUCGUCGCGUUAUUCGGCAUUACCAGAGGAUACGCGAGGAUGACAGGAUGCUUCGAUUAGAAGGCUUAGAUCUUCUCAACAUGGAAGAGUUGAUCAAGGCGAACAAAACUCGCGGGAUGCGGUGGACGGAAACCAAGGAUACCCUCCUAGUCCAACUGGAAUGGUGGGUCGCUGUUGCAUAUGAUCCCAAUGUGCCGUUCAAUACCCUUUUUUGGAUUAAACCAACUCGUUAUAACUUGCGUAAGUCUAUGAAUAGCCUUCCCGUUGAACAGCGGCGGCAGCUGCUUGGGAUUCAGAACCUUCCCGAGAGUUUUCGAUCGAGUUUAGAGGCCAUCUGCGCUACCGUCGAUACAGUUACGAAGAUUGAGGGGGAGCGUGAAAGUGCAGAUAAAAUUGUGCAAAGGAUUGUGGAGAUAAUGGACUCGGCGAACCAGACUGGGAUUGAUAUGUCCUUGAAAGACAUUCAAGCCGCGGUCGGUGCUUAUUUAACCGAAGAAAAUAUCGUGACAAUGUUUGUUAAGUUGAAGGAACACAAGCUUGAGGAGGAGCUUGUUUUGGUUUCGGACGUCAUUGAAUGGGUUGGACAUGAGACACAUAAUUCCAGCCAUGUGGUCUCUACACUUUUUGACGCCUUUGAUUACGGUGCAGGUUCAAAACCAAUAACCCAAGAGGUCCUAGUUGGUAUCGGGGCGCGUUGCAGAGAGGCGACACAGAAAAACCAGUUGCCGAGGCCACUAAAGGAUAAAUCAGCGAAGGAAUAA